AUGAAGAAAUGGAUGGAGGAGAAGGAAGAGAUGAAGAAGCAUAUAGAAAGGUUAGAGAAGAAAAUGGAGGAGAUGCAGGCAAGGAAGCAAGGAACGAAUGAGAAUGGAGGAGAAGCAAAUGAGGAGGUGAAGAGGCUAGCGGGGAAGAUGAGAGGUUUGAGUAACAAGGAUAGAGAAUUCUGGAGAGACCUGGAGAAAUGGGAUGCAAUAGUAAUGAUGGAGACGUGGGUGGAGGAAAAAGGAUGGGGAAAGGUGAGAGAUAGGCUUCCAGAGGGAUUCAUAUGGAGAAUGCAGGCGGCGGUAAAGAAGAAUAAGAAAGGAAGGGCAGCAGGAGGAAUGAUGAUAGGUAUAAGAAAGGAGGUAACAAUAACGGAUACGGAGAGAGAGGAAGAGUCAGAGGGAGUCAUGAUAGGUAAGGUAAAAUUGGAUAAGAAGAUAAUUAGAGUGGUAGGAGCAUACGUAAAUGGAGACAUGGAGAGGAAGCUAAGUAUACUGGAAGGAUGGAUGGAGCAAAAGGAAGAGGGAGUAAAAACAAUAAUAGGGGGAGAUUUCAAUGCGAGGACAGGAGAGGAAGGGGAAAAGGAAAGUAUAGAAGGAACCGAUGAGUGGACGUUCAAGAGGUGUUCGAAGGAUAAGAAGAUAAAUAAGGAAGGAAAGAAGCUGAUUCAAAGUAUAAAGGAAAGAGGAUGGUAUAUUUUAAAUGGAGGAGAGAGAGGGGACUUGGAAGGAAACUGGACAUACUCAGGAGGAAGAGGCGAAUCAGUCAUCGAUUACGUGAUAGUGGAACAAGAAACGGAGGAAGAAAUAGAGAGAAUGGAAAUAGUAGACAAGAUAGACUCGGACCACCAGCCAAUAGUAGUAUGGCUGAAGGGACAUAAGAAUAAGGAGGCGAGAAGAAAGAGGACAGAAAGAGAGGGAGGAAGAGGAGUAUGGGACGAGGAGGGGAGAGAAGCAUUUAGAGAUAAACUAGGAGAAAUAAAAACAGGAGAAGGAAGAUUGGACGAGGAAAUAGAUGGAAUGGAAGGAAGAAUUAGAGAAGCGAUGGAGAAAGUAGAAGGGGAGAGGGAGACGGGAAGAAGAAAAAGGAGAGGAUGGUGGGAUGAAGAAUGCAAGGAAGUGAAAGGGACGGCGAGGAAAGUGUUAAAAGAGUGGCUGAGAGGAAAAGGCGAGAGGCAGAAAUACAGAAGAAAAAGGAAGGAAUACAAGGAGUUAUGUGAGAGGAAAAAGGAAGAAGAGAACAAAAAACUGGAGAAAGAGGCGGAAAAAGUGCACACGGAGGAAAUGGUAUGGAGGGUGGUGAACAAGGAAAGAAAGAAAAGGAAGAAGAUAAACACAGAAAUAGAAAUGAAGCAAUGGGAGGAGUAUUUCAAAGCUUUGCUGGGAGGAGUGGAAAACAAAGUGGCGGCAUAUGAUUCAGUGGAUAGAGGGAUAUUGAUAGAAGCGAUGAGGAAGAAGGGAAUAAGGGAGGGAAUAAUAGAGAGAGUGGAAGAGAUAAUGAGAGAGACAACGAGUAGGGUAAGAGUAAGAGGAGAAAUAGGAAAGGAAUUUUGGACAGCAAGAGGACUGAGACAAGGAUGCCCAUUAAGCGCGGAUUUAUUUAAUAUAUUAUUAGCGGAUCUAGAAGAAGAAAUGGGAAAGGUUAAAUGGGGAGGGAUAAGGCUGGGAGAGGAGAAAAUAUACUCGAUUACAUAUGCGGAUGAUGUGGUGGUGAUAGCAGAGGACGAAGGAUGUAUGAUAGAGAGACUGGAAAGAUACAUGGAUAGUAAAAGGCUGGAAUUGAACGUGACAAAGACAAAGAUAGUAAGAUUUAAAGAAGGAGGAGGAAGGUUGAGUACGGUGGAUUGGAGAUGGAAGGGAAAGAAGAUAGAAGAAGUAAAGGAGGUGAAAUAUCUAGGGUACGUAUUACAAAGGAAUGGAGGACAGGAAGCACAUAUAAGGGAAAGAGUAGCAAAGGCAGCAGCAGUAUCAGGACAAGUAUGGGGAAUAGGAAAGAGAAGAUUUGCGAGAAAAUGGGAAAGAAGGAUAGCGCUAUUCGACAAACUAGUAUGGACAGUGGCGAGUUAUGGAGCGGAAAUUUGGGGAUGGAGGACGAGGAAGAAAAUGGAAAGCCUUCACGAGAGACACUUAAAAUGGAUUUUAGGGAUCGAUAGAUUGACACCAGGAUACAUGAUAAGAGAGGAGAUACAGAGGGAGAUGAUGAAGAGCAGAGCAGGAAAAAGGGCAUGGAAAUUCGAGGAAAGACUAUUAGAGGGAAGAGGUAGCAUAUUAGCGCAGAAAUGUUUAUGGGAAAUAAGGGAGAGUGCAAAGGGAGGUAGGGAGAUGUCAAGCUGGGAGAUAGAGAGGAAACUAUUUUUAGAAGAAAAGGGUUUAGAUAGUAAGGAAUUAGAAGAAGAAAGGGAGGAAAGGAGGAUAGAGUACGAAGAAAUAGAGAGAAGGGACAAGGAAAUGCAGAGAGAAGAAAGAUGGAAAAAAAUAAGAGAGUCAAAAAGCAACAGAUG
Messenger RNA from Vollenhovia emeryi, 2498 nucleotides. Its product is annotated as golgin subfamily A member 6-like protein 22. The record is from RefSeq and is a predicted model, not a curated record. NCBI's taxonomy places the organism in Eukaryota, Metazoa, Arthropoda, Insecta, Hymenoptera, Formicidae. Gene Ontology annotation, molecular function: catalytic activity. The transcript has 3 exons. The annotation marks the transcript as partial.